GAGCUGUCAACAUUACGUCAAUAAUGUCAGUUGUGUAUGUGCGAUUGUGAAAUUGUUAUUGUUUUUCUAUUGUGUUGUUUGCGAAAUAUAAAUAAAAAUGAAAAAUUUCCCCGUUUUCGUGUUCCCAGUUUCUUUGGAAUUCUAUUUAAAUGCACGACACACUCAUAAACAAUUACUGACUGUUUAUAAUCCCUACGAUUUCUCUGUUAAUUUCAAAGUACUAUGUACAUCUCCGAAGAAGUUCACAGUGAUCGACCCGGAGGGUGUGAUCGCUCCACAGAGCUGCAUCGACAUAGUGGUUCGCUACACACAACCAUCUGUUUCCCAUUGCGACACCGUCGAAAAGUUUAGGAUAACAAUGUAUGACAAAAACACCCAGCAGGCACUGGGCAAAAGAGACAUUCUAACAAAAUUGAUUGAAGGAGAACCUUCUAAUAUAAACCAAGAGAGCCUUGGAGACAGUUUUCACCCACUGGUAACAAGGGCAGCUCCUUUACGGCCCACUGAAGAACAUUCACGAGUCACUCCAUGUCAGCACCCAACACACAGAGAGCAGCAACCAGUAAAUGUGGUGGCAGUAGCAGUCAGCAUAUGCUGCAUUGCUGCCUUACUCCUCCCAACACAGCCUGAACAAGUUAUCAAAUCACAAUGGCCCGACUGGCUCCACAUUGGAUCAAACCUCAAACUGGUAUUCUCCUUUGUACUUGGCCUAGUUUGUAUGCUCGUCCUAAGACCAUAGUUAAAUAUUAUAUUGUAUUGUGAAAUUUUAUUGCUAUGUCAGUUCUCCCAGUAUUCAAACUCAAGAUAUAAUUGGUCUGUAGAUGACUUUGCACUUUAAUUGAACUGUGCUGGUAUGACUAUUAACCGAAUUACAAUAUACUAUAAUCAUGAUAAAGCAUUUUAAAAAUAAAUGGUUUUGCAGGUGUAUAGCUGUUAUAAGUUAAUAUAGAUAAAUAUUGAAAACAAGGUAACAAAAAAUAUCUUCAAAGACAAAAAGUAAAAAUGUUAUUGAUCACUAUUGCCCCAAAAAAAGAAUUUAAAUAGCAUAAGGAGCUUAAAAAAACGAUUGGACAAUAGCAAUAAAAUUUCGAUUUAGUGCUGCUGUAGAAUACAAAUUAGACUAGUUAUAAACCAUGACCAAACAAAAUACUUUAUGUAACCUGAUUUGGUUGAAUCUUAUGAAUUUAUGAUUGUGACGAAAUUAUAGAUAGAGUCACUUUUAUGUUGAAAAAAUCGAGUUUCAAACUAAAAAUGUGAACAGAUUUUGCAGAAGAGUUGUUUAAAAAAAAAAAUCUCUUGUAUCCAUAUAGAAUGUGCUAACAAUCCAUGUAUUAAAUAGUUCAGAUUGGGUUUUUUGACAAUCUUGUUUUGUUACUGUUGUAUUGUUUCCAUAGAUCAAAUUCAAGUCAAGAAAAUAUAAAUUUGAAUCAUAAACUGUUUGAUUCAUAAAUAAAAGGUUUUGUUGUUAGAUGCAGCUGCCAACUAUCCUCUAACUGUUUAUUCAAUAGUUUGUUUUACUAUUGUUUUGAAAUUAUUGAGUGCUGUUUAGUAUAAUUUUGAAGUGGUUUAAUUAUAGGUUAAUUUGAGUCUUUUAAUUUGUGAUAGGUAUAUGGUGCAAAAAUUAUAAUUACAGUGUGAUUUAAAUUUUAAUUAGGUGCUAAUAUUUUUAUUGAUAUGGUUUGGUGUUUGAGUUUUAAAUUAUGACUAUGGACAUUGUCGUACCUUGCUUUUAAAGCUAACAUAUUUUAAGUCACCUUAAAAUGGAAAUGGAAUACUUACAUGUAGAGGUUUUCUCAAAGUAUUUAAGGUAUUAAUAUGUUAAAAUUGUACGUAUAUUUGUGGAGUGGUAUCGUAACUUAGGCCUGCUAGUAAUGUUAUCGUCAUCGUGUAAAUAAUUCAUGUAGUUACUACAUUAUUUUUCUUGUAAUAUACCAAUGUACAAAACCUCCUUACAUUAUACCCAAUACUUCUUUGUAUUGAUUAAAGUAAGCAUUUUUGUAAUUAUUUGUGUAAAUAUGUCAAAAUUUUACCAAUGCUUAUGCAGAAUGUAUUUUUAUUGAAUCCCCCUGUGAUUUGGGACCACCUGCUGUGAAAAUGUUCAUGCCAAAUAUAUCUACAAAUCAAUCAAAA
Molecule: messenger RNA, 2130 nt
Organism: Helicoverpa armigera (cotton bollworm)
Lineage: Eukaryota; Metazoa; Arthropoda; Insecta; Lepidoptera; Noctuidae
Product: motile sperm domain-containing protein 1
Exons: 4
Coding region: 98-739 (213 amino acids)
Cellular component (GO): cytoplasm
Source: RefSeq, a predicted model, not a curated record